Messenger RNA from Nicotiana tabacum (common tobacco), 891 nucleotides. Its product is annotated as thioredoxin-like protein CITRX1, chloroplastic. Gene Ontology annotation, cellular component: thylakoid. Gene Ontology annotation, molecular function: protein-disulfide reductase activity. Lineage: Eukaryota; Viridiplantae; Streptophyta; Magnoliopsida; Solanales; Solanaceae. The record is from RefSeq and is a predicted model, not a curated record. Gene Ontology annotation, biological process: cell redox homeostasis; plastid organization.
AUUCUUUCUUUGCUCCUUCUCCCCUUAAACCCCUAACAGAGUCUCUCCCUUCACAUAAACACAGAGAGUAGUGAGUGAGGCAGAGCAGAUAAAGAGAGCUAAGAAUGCAAGCUGCGACCCUCUCUUUUCACCCUUUGGCUCCGCCACCCCAAACUUCAGCUUGUCACUUCUCCUCUAAUCAGCGUAAAUAUUCACUCUUCUCAUACACUUGUCCAACUCCUAGGCCCUCUCUACUCUCUACCCAAACCCUUUCAAGAAAAUCCAUUUGCAAACCCCCAGCUGUAGCAACUGGCAAAUAUGUCAGAGAGGAUUAUCUUGUGAAGAAGGUGUCUGCAAAAGAUAUUCAAGAACUAAUAAAGGGAGAACGGAAUGUGCCACUGAUUAUUGACUUCUAUGCCACAUGGUGUGGUCCUUGUAUUUUGAUGGCUCAAGAACUUGAAAUGCUUGCUGUAGAGUAUGAAAGCAAUGCACUUAUUGUGAAAGUGGACACAGAUGAUGAAUACGAAUUUGCACGUGAUAUGCAGGUUCGAGGACUACCAACGUUGUAUUUCAUAAGUCCAGAUCCAAAUAAGGAUGCUAUUAGAACUGAAGGACUCAUCCCAAUACAAAUGAUGCGGGACAUCAUCAAUAAUGAUCUGUGAUGAAUAAUUCAUUAGGUUCUUUGUUAGUGGAACUGUGCAUGUCAUGCUCUUUACUGGAGCUCAAUAUUAUGUCUCAGCAAUUUCUUUUUGAAUCUCAGGUUUGGUGUCUGCCUAGCAGUUGUAAUACUUGUAACACAAAUUUUGCAUCUAAAAUAAUUAGAACAAGUAGUGCAACAAAAUGCAUUUUCUGAUGUUAAAAUAGAAAUGAGUAUUUACAAGCUCUCUAAAUUGAAACAGAGUGUUCUUUACU